UUCCUCCGCUCAAUAUAAAUCCGUCCAAAGGUCCUUCUAGCCUCCAAGUGAUCAGUUAGACUUUUCUUUCUUGAAUUCUGUAAUAUUCUUUUCUUUGCUUCGGGACCUGCAACUUUAUCUAAUAUACUUCUGGUAUCCCUCGAACCUUUCAGCAAUGAAGAAAGUGGUUUUGAAAGUGGAUCUGAAUGAUGACAAAGGAAAGCAAAAGGCCAUGAGGGCAGUGUCUGGCCUUUCAGGCGUUGAUUCCAUCACCUCGGACUUGAAGGACAAGAAAUUGACGGUUAUCGGGGACAUCGAUCCGGUUGAUAUAGUGAGCAAGUUGAGGAAGCUCUAUCACACAGAGAUACUCUCUGUUGGACCAGCAAAAGAGUCUGAGAAGAAGAAGGAUGAGCCCAAGAAGGCAGAUGAAAAAAAGAAGGAUGAUAUGGCCGAGCUUUUGAAAGCGUACGCAGCCUACAACUAUAAUCCUUACAUGGUCACACCUUAUUACGCAAGAAGCGCAGAGGAAGAUCCUAACAGUUGCGUGAUCUGUUAAUUCUUAUAUCUUAGAAGGAUUAUACUAACGUCCAAAAGGUUGGUAUUCAAGAUUAAUAGAGGUCUCUACUGUACAGUAGUAGGUGAUAGUACUGAGUUGAUUGAUCUUUAUGUUUCGUUGGUGUUGCGCGCCUGGGAUGUUAAUAUGUAGUUUUGGUUAGUGGGUUUUACAUCAAUGUAAGAGUUUUUAGUACUUUCAAAGUUGUGUAGAGACUCAGCUUAGUACGUAGUGCCUCUGGACCUUAGAAAGGGUUACAUAGUAAUGCUAUAUACAAGUUAUGAGUUAUGUUAUUAAGAAAUUUUAUUUGCAGUUUCUAAA
This is a messenger RNA of Carya illinoinensis, 853 nucleotides long. RefSeq names its product heavy metal-associated isoprenylated plant protein 39-like. The transcript has 3 exons. Lineage: Eukaryota; Viridiplantae; Streptophyta; Magnoliopsida; Fagales; Juglandaceae. Bases 155 to 535 code for a protein of 126 amino acids. The record is from RefSeq and is a predicted model, not a curated record. Gene Ontology annotation, molecular function: metal ion binding.